Messenger RNA from Filobasidium floriforme, 1139 nucleotides. RefSeq lists its product as uncharacterized. The record is from RefSeq and is a predicted model, not a curated record. Lineage: Eukaryota; Fungi; Basidiomycota; Tremellomycetes; Filobasidiales; Filobasidiaceae. The transcript is spliced from 6 exons. Bases 218 to 1021 code for a protein of 267 amino acids.
GUCCUUUCAUUUUCGAGCUCGCCCUAGAAAAUUAUAUAUACACAGCAGAACUCUAAAGUCUCUCCCCCUUUCGAAUCAAAAACAUUGCCCUUUCUCUUCUCCUCUUUCAAUCUCACACCUUCGAUAAUCUCACCCUUAUCCCUAGUCCUCGUCUUCGACUCUCUCAAUCUCUCAACCCUUCAUCUCAAAACCUCAUUCUACCUAUAACAACUUCGAUAUGCGUCUCUCUCUCAUCGCCCUCUCUGCUCUCCUUUCCGUCACCUCGGCCAGGGUCGCACCCCGUCAAGCCGGAUUGGAAGGCGCUCCUCAGUGUGUGCCCAACUGUCUGGCUGUGGCUCCGUACAACAACGGCCCUUGCGACCCGUCCGACCAGGCCUGUUUGUGUCAAAAUGAAGGGACCCUCGCCGCUGUGAACGGUUGUCUGGCGGACCAGUGCCCUGACCAGCUCGUCGAGGCUCAAGCGUUGGCUUUGCAAUACUGUGCUGCCAUCGUCGCCAGCCAAAGCGCCGCUCCUACCACCACCGCCACCGCCACCGAGACCGAGACCGUUACCUCUUCUUCCACCGCGGCCGAGAUCAGCGAGACCGUCUCCGCCCCUGCCCCGACCUCGACCGCCACCGCUACAGAGACCGCGACCGCUACGAUCGUCUCUACCACCUCGCUCGACGCUGCGGCCGCUGCUUCUGCCAGCGUUUCGUCUGCUGCGGAGAGCGCGAGCGAGAGCGUGGGCAGUGAGGUCGAGAGCGCUACUUCGGAGGCUGUUGCCAGCGCCUCGUCCGCCUCGGAAUCCCUCGCUGCUAGCGCUUCGUCCGUAGCCGCCUCUGCCUCCGAGGCCGCCGCGACCGGGAUCUCCAGCGCCGUCGCCGGAGUGACCCAACGUCUCUCUUCUGCCGCCUCGUCCGCCUCUUCCGCGGUCGCUUCGGCCACGUCGACCGAUAACGCUGCCGUGGGUCUCGUCAACGCCGGCAAGAUCUCUACCGGGAUGUUGGCUGGAGUUUUGGCCGUCGUUGUCGCCCUCUAAAUCGGUGGCUCACUCGGAUACGAGUCGGAGGGUAGUGUGGGGUAGACUUGUUGUUUCUGCGGAUAUAUACACGGGACGAACGCAAGGGUUUCUGCUAUUUCCUCUAUUUAGAUUCUGU